AUGGGGUUGUUUAAACCGAGGACCAACACAUCUGCUGCUGACCAGAAGACGACCAUUGAGGAGACCCUGGACGAUAAAAUCCCCGACCCUAAUACCAACGAAACCAGCGGCCAGGAAGUCAAACCCAACAGAAAGGAGAGGCGUAAGUUACGGAGCAUACUGCGUAGUCGUCAACAUGCCUCUUCUAAGACCAACGGUAAACGUAAUGAUGUUGACCUUCCCGCACACAUAAUUGUUCCUGCACCACCAAGCACACUGGAUUGGGUCACAGACUGGGAUAUACUCAAAACUCCUUUGAUUCCACGCCAAGGCGACGUAGAUACUCAGAGUAUUUGUGGCUACGGAGGGAUUUAG
Messenger RNA from Fusarium poae, 354 nucleotides. RefSeq lists its product as uncharacterized. The coding region runs from base 1 to 354 and encodes 117 amino acids. NCBI's taxonomy places the organism in Eukaryota, Fungi, Ascomycota, Sordariomycetes, Hypocreales, Nectriaceae. The record is from RefSeq and is a predicted model, not a curated record. The transcript has a single exon.